This is a messenger RNA of Pangasianodon hypophthalmus (striped catfish), 1323 nucleotides long. It is a transcript of the gene mrps18b, whose product is annotated as mitochondrial ribosomal protein S18B. Gene Ontology annotation, cellular component: mitochondrion; ribosome. Lineage: Eukaryota; Metazoa; Chordata; Actinopteri; Siluriformes; Pangasiidae. Gene Ontology annotation, biological process: mitochondrial translation. The transcript is spliced from 8 exons. The coding region runs from base 16 to 870 and encodes 284 amino acids. The record is from RefSeq and is a predicted model, not a curated record. Gene Ontology annotation, molecular function: structural constituent of ribosome.
GUCUGUGUUACAGGAAUGGAUGAACACUGUCAUCAGACCUGCAUUGAAGAAUUUCACUACUCAAACAGUAAAGGAAUAAAGACAGCGUUACUUCCUCUGUGCUCAACUUUAACCUCCUGCUCAUUUAAAGACAAAAUGGCGGCGUCCUUACAGAGCAUCGUGAGAGCGGCUUGUCGCGUCUCUCCUGCUGUUUUCCAAAGAAUUCAUCGAGCUCAGACAGUACACAAUGGAGUUAGGGUCCUGUUUGGUACUCCAGUCCUGAGACACUUUUUUAAUUCUGCUAAACUGACAUGUGAUGGAGUUGCUGCUGGAGCAGCUGAGGCUUUAGAGUCACUUUCUCGUUACAGAGACAAACCAUGGGAAUACCUGGAAAGUGAAGAGUACAUUGAGCGCUAUGGAUCCAGACCUGUUUGGGCUGACUACAGAAGGAACCAUAAAGGUGGUAUCCCCCCUCAAAAGACCAGGAAGACCUGCAUACGAGGCGAGAAGAUAUGUGGGAACCCCUGUCCAAUCUGCCGUGAUCCAAAUAUAAUCAUCCACUACCAGAACGUUAACUUGUUGCAACAGUUCAUAAGCCCUCACACAGGAAUGUUGUAUGAUCCUACUCGGACUGGUGUAUGCAUGAAGCAACAGAAACUACUUAACAAGGCAGUUGAAUCCGCAAGAGACCAUGGCUUGAUUCCCACCCAGUUACCUACUGUAGACUAUUCUGGAGAGGACUUCUCAAAUUCCCAUGGUGCAGUGGGGCGUACACCCUUGCCACCUUCUUACACCCAUGGUGAACCUUGGUAUGCGUGGUACAGUGACAUAGAGCCGGAUGAACGGGAGCUGGCCCGAGUGAAGAAGAUCUACAAACCUUACCUCAAGUAGAGAUGUUUUCUUAAUAUUACAUGCUGAGUAGGUUUCGGGGCACAGACUGAAGCUAGUCAUGGACUGAGCAGUGAUUUAUAGAGCACGGAUAUAUAAUGUGUUGAGGAAACAGGCCCUAGCAGUAAUAUUUAAAUUAAACAGUGAUCUGGAAUUGAGAGAUAUGGGACUUGGUACUAUUAAAGUACUCUAACUUUUUAUUCCUUAUACUGUGAUAUUUAAUAGAUGAUGAAAAAUUACACCCAUGCUACAGUCAAUAUUACUAAAAUUCUAGUGAUGUAUUAGAAAAAGACAAUUAUUUCUGCUUUUCUUCUCAAUCAUAUUCCACCAGAAUUGGCAACUACUGCAUUGAACUAUGUAUAUACAGAGGUGAACUAUGUAUUUUGGACCUUAUUCACCUGUAAAUUGGUAAUGUUUUGUUGUGAAUUCCUCCAGAAUAAAGAGACAAAGUACAAA